This is a messenger RNA of Conger conger (European conger), 692 nucleotides long. Its product is annotated as caspase-1-A-like. Gene Ontology annotation, molecular function: cysteine-type endopeptidase activity. Bases 219 to 533 code for a protein of 104 amino acids. Lineage: Eukaryota; Metazoa; Chordata; Actinopteri; Anguilliformes; Congridae. Gene Ontology annotation, biological process: proteolysis; regulation of apoptotic process. The record is from RefSeq and is a predicted model, not a curated record. The transcript has 3 exons.
UCGCUUAGAAGAGUUAGUCCCUUAGUCGCUUCUGGUUCUCCGCCCAGCCCCGACCUCACACAUGUUAUUGUACAUCCGAUUGUGUUGUGUUUUUUCAAUCGCAUCUUCCGGUUGCUCAGAUUACAGGCUGAAAGAAGACGCAUGGUUCGACCAAGUUACAUAUAAUCAUCUUGCCGCUCUUUCAAAAACGUUCUCCUUCCAUCUGUCUGAGCGUGGUCAUGGCUGCCGUGAAUCUGUUUGCAGUACGGCCUGUAUUUGUGGAAAACGCUUCGAAGACCGUUCUCCACCAGCUGCUGGACGAUCUUUUGCUAAGGAAGGUUCUGAAUGACGGGGAAGUGGAAGCAGUGAGAGAAGAACACUCCCAGAGAGCGAAUCAGGCUCGUGCGGUCAUAGACAUGGUGCGGAAGAAAGGUGACCGCGCCAGUGAGCUGAUGAUUCAAUGUCUUCAGCUUCGGGACCCCGAGCUAUAUCAACGACUUGCGUCAGAGGUCUCGCUUGAAGAGGAACCUAUGAUCCAGGGACAGUUACGUUGAUGGAAACAGAUCUUUCCCUUCAAAUCUGCAUCGUCUAGAGGUCCUUUUUCUCCUUUCCAAAUUUUGUACCAGUUUUGUACCAUUCAUACAUCUGUAUUAACUUCUGAUGUGUCAUUUUACUCAUUUUAAAACAGAAAAUUAAAAUCACUUGAAAUCAAA